AUGGAUGCUCUUCAGUGGUCGGAGCCCUUGAAGGGUUUGGGCAUCCCUAGCGACUAUGCGCUCCUGAUCGACCCUGUCAACAUGGAUUCAGGUUCUUUCAGCCGUCAGUACAGUCUGGCUGUUGUCGCCUUGUGUUUAUGCUCUGCGUCGACAGGCAAGCUUGUGGGCCCAAUGGUUGGAGCAGAGAUACUUCCGUUUGGUGGGCACAACUACGAGCCUCUGCAGUCGCUCAUCCAGAAGAUCCUGGACUCGCACCCUGCUGCUUUGGGUCUGGAUUCGCUCCGGAGUCGUUGUGCCUGCGUCGGAGGAGAUGGACAGAUCGUCCGAGGUGGCUCGGCGGCUGUCCAUGGAUCCUCCGGCGUCGGAGAGCGCAUAUGGCAAAGCAUCCACGAGGACGGCGCCAGCGGUCUGUUUUUGGAGUGGGAGGCGACGGCGUGGGACAGGUUCCAUGUUGCGGAUACUUGCUUGUCCAGGGCGGUUCGUUCCAGCCCGUCAGCGUCGGAGGUUUUAAAGAUCGUCGGCGAGCUUGACUCCCUGUUCGGCAUCGGCGAAGGCAAGGUCCUUUUCGAGAGCGUUGCCAACAGGGUCGGCCUUCGCUUCGUGAAGCUUCCGACCUUGAGUGGGACCCGAAAGAUGGUGUACCUGCGUCUCAGUCUCGUCAGGAACUUCAAGCUCAUAGUACUUUGCUUGCACGCCCGGAUCUUCUGGAGACACGAAGGCAAGGGCUCAGCCACUUUGGACCGUCUGUUGUCUGUCAGCCGAAGAGUGACAGACAUCAGCUUCGUAUCCUUUCUGAUGCCUUUCGAAAUUGUGAUGGAGGAAGCAGUGUCGCCUUACGUCCUCAUCUCUCAGAAGCUGACAGAGCCUCGAGCUGCGAGAACUUCGGGCCAGGACAUGCUGAAAAAACUGCAGUCGUUCGGUGUCGCCCUGGAAUUCUUGUCGGUGUUUCUCACCGUCCUCUGCUUGCUGCGUCAGCACGUCGGCGUGUCGGAUUUGUCGAGCUAUGCCAAGGCGAUGUUCACUUGGCCGGCUUUGCGUCCGUGGCACCUGAUGCUGGCACGGCUGAUGCCCUUGAUCUUCGACAACAGCCCGAGCUUUGGAGGCUGUGGUCUUGCCCGGCCAUACGAAAGCCAUCCAAGGUCCAACAGGAUGCCUUUGCGUUUGUCUUCGCGUGUCGGUGCUGCUGUCGGCGGAGGUGAGACUGCAGGUGCCCCUUUGGACGAAUGCAACAUUGGAUUCCAGCUGGCCAUACUGCAUGUUCCAUUGGGUGUCUAUGAGUCUCAUCGCCACAUCCUGGAGGGCUUGGAGUCAAUGCGUCGGUUUGUCAGCGACGCCGUCAAGGAGCUCACUGAAGGCCUGGCAAACAAAGCCUACAAUGCCGACAUGCUCCAAGUCCUGGACUCCUGCGAUGAAUGCUUUGAUUGGGGCUUCCUUUGUUUCCAGCGUCCUCUCAGGCAUCAUGCGGACGCCUGGCGAAACGUGGUGGGCCUGUUGAAGCCCUUCUUGCAGCAUUCGCUCUGGCCAGCAAUGUCAGCGUCUGACUACGCCCAAGUCAAGAGGACAUGGGACCUGCCGGAAGCGGCUCUGCUGUUUCAAUAUGGCUUGCUCGCUGAGAGAGUUCGAUGCGUGGCUUCGCUAGCAUUCCGGCGUCGGGGCUGGGGCGCAACCUUUGACCCCACCGGCAGCAACGUGAAGACGGCUCCAGAGGAGGUUGUGCAGGCUGCUGUGGAAGAGUGGUUUGUUCUGCAGAGCGUCAGCGUCAGGCCGCUUUUUGUGCUGGACAGCAUCGAGGUGUCUGUCGGGAAGAAGCUCUCGAAUCAGUUCGUCAGCGUCGUGUCAGUGAAGAAGAUUGUUUGGACCAUCUCUCUUUUCUGUGGAUCAGUGCCUUCCUCGACGUUGCCGACUUCAGCUUACGAGGUCUUCCAGCUGUCGCCAGACCGUUUGGGUCCUGUCGGGGCCGUGCGAAGGAAGCGCAAGCGUGAAGUCCUCGAUCAGCAGCUCAUGGCGGUCGGCAGCGUCGCGACCGUCUGUGCAGGAUCCAACUGUGGCAAGAUUGUCGUCGUCGAGAGAAUGGAGUUCGCAGUGAAUUCUGCAGCUGUCAGCGCCAGUGUCGACAUGCACAAGUUCUUCCACCUGGGAGAACAGCCGUCGUCAUCGGCGUCGUCAUGGCAUGCGGGUCGCGUUCACCACAGGUAUCGGAUGCUGAAUCCAGCCUCCUCCAUCGUUGAAAGACUGGGCUCCAUCGCUCAUUUGCACUGGAAUCCACGGGAGCACAUGUCGCCCAGGGUCUAUGUCGACAAGCUCUUGCUGUCGGCCGCCCGCGUGAGUGCCUUAGGCAAUCCGCGGGACGAGCUGAUCGUGAAGGAGGACAAGACCCGUCAACGAAAGCGUUGGGCCACUGGGCGUCUUUGUCGAGUUCGUCAGUUGGAUGAGUCGGCGUCGGCGUCGCACUCAGUGUCAAUGGGGCUGGAUGCCACGGCCGGCUACGACGAAGACGACAUCUUCGAGCUCCUGCGUCCCGUGGACAUGGGGUCGGCUGUCGGGGUCACGAAUCGGACCAUGAUCCGACGACUUAAGGCCGAAUCGAAGCAGGCGGAGCUGCCGGCAAGCGUGGGCAAGCUCAUGGAGCAGCUUCAGGGUCAGCUUGCGACCAAGGGCGUCCUGGAUCCCUUGCCUUUGACUGGGUCGGUCGACAGGAAAAGAGGGACGGCCAUGGAGACGGAUCGCUUGAGGCAGUGGCUAGAUUCUGCUGAAGGCAAGGAGUGGAAGAAUCAGCGGUCAGAGACUUGGUCCACGGCCAGCUGGUCGCUCCCGGCCACAGCAGCCAAUGCCGCUGCGUCUGGGUCUGCUAAGGCUGUGUCGGCCACGGCAGCCACUGCUAAGGCUGUGUCGGCCAAAGCCAGAAGCGCGAAAACAAAAGCGAAAGGCAGUCUGCUGUCCAAAAGCAUGUCAGUGUCCAGCCACUUUUCUGGUCUGGGCACAGUGGAAGUGGCUCUGCACAUCCUGCACGCCAACCUCCCUGAAUGGAUGGCAGCGUCAGCGUCGUGGAAGACUGCCUUUGUCUUGGAUAAGACCCGUUCCUGUGUCAAUGCUUUGAAGGCUAGGCUGGCGGACACAGAUGCUUGUGUCUUCGGCGGCGACAUCGCGGACUGUGUCAAUGACGUGCCACCGAUGAGCCAAGGAAACCUUCAGCACAUCUGGACAUCCCUUGCGGGUCAGGCUGGUCAGCGUCGGCGUCGGAAUGACCCUCGCCUGGUAGGUCAGUGUCCAGUCCAAUGGGCGUUGCAUGAGAACGUCCCGGAGUUUGACGUCGACUUGAUGGAGGAGCUGCUGUCGGACGUCUACAGCAUCCAUUUGCUGUAUGUCAGCCCGUCAGACGUCGGCUUCUCAAUGAUAGCGCGGCCUCGUCUGUAUAUUCUCUUGCUUCGGAAGGGCCAUGUUAAACUGGCUGCAGAUCUUCGCGAAACUUAUGACAAGGUGAAGGCCUACUUCCGAUCCAGAAUCGGCACCUCGAACGCCGCAGCCGCGCUUAUCGCCUCUGCAGAGGAGUGCCUGGCAGCAGAGAACGACCUGCGUCGGCGUCGAGGCCUCGAGCCGGUGUCAGCUGCGUCGGCCUCAGCUGCGUCGGCAUCAGCUUCGUCGGCGUCAGCUUCGUCGGCGUCAGAUUGGACGUAUCUGUUCCUUAGCACCAUGAGCCAGUUGUUGGAAAGCGAGCAGAAACGUCUUGCUGACUUCACUGCCCUGCGUCAGAGCAAGAAAGGUGUCGGUGUCAGUGUCCACAGUGUCGCGAUGGCCAGCAAUGGAAGGAAACUCACGGCACCGACCAAGAAGGCCUUGCAGAAGAUCCCCUUGGAGGAUCUCUCCCUCGCACGCGACAGUGGAUGGAGAAGCAUCGAUGAGACCUUCGUCGCAACUUUGGUCGAGAGCAUCACCAGCGGUCAGUGGGGUCAGAGUAUCUUCGCCGGCGUCACGGUCCUGGGACCAAGUGACCUCUCUGCCGAAGACUCACGACGCUUGAUCGACAACGGCAAGCAGUGCGUCGCAGCCUUUGUCCAGGUCAAAGGCAGCCAGGCUUUAUAUGGUGUCCCAGGUAUGCGGAAGGCUCUGCGUGAGAAGAAGCUCUCGUCGGCGUCAGUGUCGGGGUCCGAGUCGGCGGAGUCAGAUCCAGCCUGGAUGUCGGACCCUGCCGUCAUUGACAUCUUGGACAACGGGCUGGAGUGUCAGCAGGUCGAAUAUGCUGAUUGGAUGGACCGGCCAUUGCAGAUCUGCUGGCAGUGCCUUUGCCACGACGAGUCGAGCAACCAGUUUCGGAAGUCAGACAUAAAGUCUGUUGUCGAAACUUGCGAGAGCUUCAAGUCGCGCUGCGUCGGCGGCAGCGGGAUUGCAAAUGCACAUUUUCACCUUGACAUGCUCGCAGCUUUCGGUCAGGGUCGGCGCUCGACGAUCUAUCGUUGGGUGGCUUUGGCAAGAUCGCUGGACAAACUCACGAUCGAAAAGCUGUACGAGCGUCGGGGCCUCGGCUUCUCCCUGGUCAUGGAAAACAAGUACUUCACCGGCCAGGGUGCAGAAGCGUCGUUCAAGUUGUCGACAGAGUUCGCCGUUGCCUGCUUGGGUCGGCUGCACGCCUUGCAGGCACAGGACUUUAUGCAGACGACGCAGAAGCACUACCAGAAGGUCCUGGACACCUCGGCUGGCGCGAAAGGGAUGCUUGCCAGGGUCAAAGACUUUCUGCAGUCGGAAAACGGCCGCCAGAAGAUCCUGUAUUGCAUCAAGAACCGGAUCCCUUUGACAGGGUCGCCUGACAUCCCGGAAUCAGGCGGCACCAAGGUCCAGGCUGAAACCCAGGCCAACGCGCUUGUGCCGGCGCAUGACAGCGGGACGCCAACGCGCUUGUGCCGGCGCAUGACAGCGGGACGAUGCGCUAACGACCCGGCGUGGACCAAGGCCGAGGAGCUCGCCGAGAGUCAGUUGUCCAGGAUGCACAUCUUCUACAACGUGGACAGGGUCGAGUUCCAGCGUCAGAUCGAGGGCUCCCUCAUGCCGCGGGAGAAAGUGCUCCUGUGUCUGGACGCCCGGACUUCGAAGCCGAAGAUCCUGACGGAUGGCCUCGUCUACCUUGUGGAAACGGUCGUCAAAAUAUGUGGCAAAGACUACGUCAAGGUUGUCAUUCCGGCAGGGUCGAGGCUGGAGCUUUUGCACAUCUUGAAGGCGAAGCUGAGGGACCAGGGCAUGCAGGCUUAUGUCGUCCAGUGCAAUAUGGAGAGCGGUCGGGGUCAGUCGGCAAACUUGCCCCCGACCUACGUGGUCAGGGGUCAGGGCAAGGCCUUCUCCGCAGAGUCGAUCCCCGGACUGAAAGACAAAGAUGUCGACCCUGCGAGCGAGAUCAACCGUGACGACAUGGAAGAACGCCAAGAGGACGAGCUUGAAGUGUCGGAGGCACCUGCCGAUGCGGACAUCACGGAAGCCCCAGCGGCAGAGGUGUCUGAAGUCGACCUUGAGCAGGCCAAGGACAUUUAUUGCUUCGCCAGGCCAGUGGUGUGGUACGAGCGCAUGCUCAAGGAGAUCGGCCAUUCUGAGUCGACCCGGAAGGUCGUUCUGCUGUCGAGGACAUCCCAUCCUGCGUUGCCUGUCGCCUGUGAGUCCGUCGGCCUUGAAGUCUUCUGCCUGGUCGAGGGGCCGAACGAGCACUCGGAGGCCAUGAUCUUCGCGAAGGACGUGCCGGUGUCGGGGUCAUGGCGCUGCGGCAUCGAUGUGGACCAGACCAACCUAGCAGAAAAGGUCCGAAACCUUCUGCAGUCGCAGCUGGUCGAGUUCUCCCUCGGCAUCGAAACCUCGCCGUGCGGCCGUAUUGUGGUCGCGAAGAAGUGCGGUUGCACGCGUUCCUUGCUCGCGACGGGCAUGGCGCUCUGCGACGUGGGCUUCACGGACGGUCUGUUGUCGGUGAAGGUGCAGACACGAAAUGGGGCUGGCAUUGCUUCUGGGUCGCCGCUAAGCAUCUCUUUCGGCGCUAUGCCCCCAACAGGGGGACUCGGCCAGUCGACACCGAUGCAUGACUCGACCCCGGUGAAGAAGUUCAGAGGGACUUUGGAGAACUACUUCCAGGAGAGUCCUGUGUCCAAGUCGGCGUCCCCAGGCACAGGGUCGGUGAACGUGGAGGACAGUGUUGCAUUGACUUACGACAAACAGGGUCCAGCGCCUGUCGUUGUCACAGCGUCGGCCGCUCCGACUCCUGUGCCCGCGCCGGAAGCCCCGAAGCCGAAUCCGCAGGCGGAGUGCCCGAAACCACCCGAGGCACCAGGCAAGCCGACGGCUGCGUCGGCACAGUCGUCGAUGCCACCGUCGAUGCCACCAGGGUCGGUGCUCCAGAACACAUUCCGCUUGAACGAUGCCAGCUUCAAUGUCGGCUUUUUUUCGUCGGCCGGGAAGGUCAAGAUCAUGAUCGUCUGUGACGUCAAGGCCAACAAGAAGCUUCCGCCGCAUUGCAUGCUCGCCUGUGUCAGAGAGGGCAAGAUCGUGAAGAUGCCCGACACAGCGUCAGCGUCGCCCGGGCAUGCGGUGCCUUACAAACUGGCACGUCAGACGCUGGUUUUCAACAGGGAUGACCUCAGCGUCAGCCCACCGCCAGCUGUCAGCGUGUCGGCCCUGUUGGAGAAGACGAAGGCGAAGACGCUGGCGGAGCACAACGAGCAGUUGAAACCUGCGUCGAACAAGGCGUUCGUCGCCACCGAUACCCGAACGCAGGAG
Symbiodinium necroappetens is the source of this 6744-nucleotide messenger RNA. The record is from the annotation of a GenBank genome assembly. Lineage: Eukaryota; Dinophyceae; Suessiales; Symbiodiniaceae.